AUGUUCCUGGUAAGUGCACUUAGACUCUAUGUAAACAAACUGUAUUGAACUUAAUUAAAGGUCAGUUGAUGUUAUUUUUGUUCUCUGUUUUCGAAGAUUUGCUGCCACAAGGGCCCUGAGACGGACCCUGACGAGAGGGACAGACAGACAGAGAGGGGGAACAUAGACAUCCUACAGCGCUACAUCAUCCGCUGCUUCCCUGGCCUGGUGCCCAUCCCUGCUGUGGUGGAGAGCUGCAUGUACACAGUGAGUAUUGCCAGUCUCAGAGAAGCAUGUACACAGUGAGUAUUAAUACUCUGAGUUGCAUGUACACAGUGAGUAUUACCAAUCUCAGAGCUGCAUGUACACAGUGAGUAUUACCAAUCUCAGAGCUGCAUGUACAUCAUGUUAACAUCUCUGCUGCUUACUGUGUCCUAGUAAUGGCCAUAUUAAAUUGAUCCACAAUGGCAAUUUACUCUGAAUCAGUGUAACAUCAUCCUUUCAGUUAGGCUUAAUUACAGUGUGGGAAAAAAAGUAUUUGAUCCCCUGCUGAUUUUGUACGUUUGCCCACUGACAAAUAAAUGAUCAGUCUAUAAUUUUAAUGGUAGGUUUAUUUGAACAGUGAGAGACAGAUUAACAACAAAAAAAUCAUGUCAAAAAUGUUAUAAAUUGAUUGCAUUUUAAUGAGGGAAAUAAGUAUUUGACCCCCUCUCAAUCAGAAAGAUUUCUGGCUCCCAGAUGUCUUUUAUACAGGUAACGAGCUGAGAUUAGGAGCACACUCUUAAAGGGAGUGCUCCUAAUCUCAGCGUGUUACCUGUAUAAAAGACACCUGUCCACAGAAGCAAUCAAUCAAUCAGAUUCCAAACUCUCCACCAUGGCCAAGACCAAAGAGCUCUCCAAGGAUGUCAGGGACAAGAUUGUAGACCUACACAAGGCUGGAAUGGGCUACAAGACCAUCGGCAAGCAGCUUGGUAAGAAGGUGACAACAGUUGGUGCGAUUAUUCGCAAAUGGAAGAAACACAAAAUAACUGUCAAUCUCCCUCGGCCUGGGGCUCCAUGCAAGAUCUCACCUCAUGGAGUUGCAAUGAUCAUGAGAACGGUGAGGAAUCAGCCCAGAACUACACGGGAGGAUCUUGUCAAUGAUCUCAAGGCAGCUGGGACCAUAGUCACCAAGAAAACAAUUGGUAACACACUACGCCGUGAAGGACUGAAAUCCUGCAGCGCCCGCAAGGUCCCCCUGCUCAAGAAAGCACAUAUACAGGCCCGUCUGAAGUUUGCCAAUGAACAUCUGAAUGAUUCAGAGGAGAACUGGGUGAAAGUGUUGUGGUCAGAUGAGACCAAAAUGGAGCUCUUUGGCAUCAACUCAACUCGCCAUGUUUGGAGGAGGAGGAAUGCUGCCUAUGACCCCAAGAACACCAUCCCCACCAUCAAACAUGGAGGUGGAAACAUUAUGCUUUGGGGGGGGGGGGGGAUUUCUGCUAAGGGGACAACUUCACCGCAUCAAAGGAACGAUGGACGGGGCCAUGUACCAUCAAAUCUUGGGUGAGAACCUCCUUCCCUCAGCCAGGGCAUUGAAAAUGGGUCGUGGAUGGGUAUUCCAGCAUGACAAUGACCCAAAACACACGGCCAAGGCAACAAAGGAGUGGCUCAAGAAGAAGCACAUUAAGGUCCUGUUGUGGCCUAGCCAGUCUCCAGACCUUAAUCCCAUAGAAAAUCUGUGGAGGGAGCUGAAGGUUCGAGUUGCUAAACGUCAGCCUCGAAACCUUAAUGACUUGGAGAAGAUCUGCAAAGAGGAGUGGGACAAAAUCCCUCCUGAGAUGUGUGCAAACCUGGUGGCCAACUACAAGAAACGUCUGACCUCUGUGAUUGCCAACAAGGGUUUUGCCACCAGGUACUAAGUCAUGUUUUGCAGAGGGGUCAAAUACUUAUUUCCCUCAUUAAAAUGCAAAUCAAUUUCUAACAUUUUUGACAUGCGUUUUUCUGGAUUUUUUUUUUGUUAUUCUGUCUCUCACUGUUCAAAUAAACCUACCAUUAAAAUUAUAGACUGAUCAUGUCUUUGUCAGUGGGCAAACGUACAAAAUCAGCAGGGGAUCAAAUACUUAAUUCCCUCACUGUAUUUAUAAUCUAAAAAAAGCCUAUUUUAAUAUUUGAUCUUCCCACCAAGGCAAGGUAUAGAAUAGAAAUGUGAUGAGGGUGGUUCUGGAGUUGAAAACGCAGAGAGAGAACCAUUGUCCUGUUUGCCAUGCCCAUCACAUGCUGCAUGACUGCAUUACCUUUGGGAUUAAAACACUAAUGGAAAACAUCACAGACACUGAAUAUCAUUGGAAACCACAUGUCAUUCCUGUGCUGUAGUCAGAGUAGCUUACUGAUUGGAGAAUUAUUAAAGCACAGUAAGGGAGAGUGGGGUAAGUUGAGCCAUUCUUUAUAUUCAGCAUCACUCCAUCAAGGGAAAUAUAGUAUUAUUUGUAACAAAGAUAUCUGCAUAUAUUUCAGGAUGUUGUGUAUCCCUGGAAAUAAUCAGAAUUCAUGUAAACAUUACAGUUUUGAAAACAUAGCUUGUCCAAAAAAAGUGGUCUCUUGGCAGAACUUACCCCGGGUAUGGGGUAAGUUGAGACAUGGGACAGGGUAAAUUAAGCCACCUACACAUUUAUGUACUGAAUGAAAUAUUACCAAUACCUUUUUAAAACCAUGUCUGUCUUUAUUUUUCAAACACAAUUCAUCACAAUCACAUUUUGUCUUUUAAUAAUGUUAAGUAUAUUUUAACACAGCCUUAACACCUAACAAACACUUUGUACUUUUUACAUAGGCCAAGCCCUGUUGUUACCUCAUAUCCCAGUGAUAAUGCCUUGCAUUACGCCUGGGAAGAAAACGCUUCAAUUUGCUCAUCUUGCCAUUGGCUCAACCAUUGAUUCAAGUUACCCCAAGGCAAACAUUUUGACUAUAUUAGCCCACAGCUACAAGGAUGCUUUAUCUUGCUAGGUUUAGGACCUCAUAUUGAAGCUUAUAGAGACCCUAACUGAUGUAUAGAACAAUCUUUAAAUUAUCUACUUUGGUUUAGGGACAAGCAUCAUGAAACCUCUAAGAAUAAAUUCAUUUGACUUGAUGAAAAUCUGUUUUUUGGACUUAAUUUGCUCACCACUUUUUCCAUGUGGUUUCUUCUUUCACACUCCAUGAAAUGACGACCUCUUCCUAAAUAUUAGGUCAAAUUAUUAAUUUUGUGUAUGUUUCCUAGAAACAAGGGUGGCUCAACUUACCCCUUUUGCUCAUCUUACCCCACUCUCCACUACUGGAUGUCAUCUCCAAUCCGCAAACAGAUGGCAGCCAAAAUGGACAGGAUUUAUUAUUCUCAGAUGAGUUUCUUUCACCAAGCUGCUGUUUCCCUCAAUCUUUUUUCUCCCAUUAUCGCUCACUCCCUCCAUCCCUAUCCUAUUACCACAUUUAGCCUGAAUCACCUCCCCCUCUCUUGUUCGCUCUCUCAAUUCACCAUCUCUUUCUGUUGCAGGUCACGCCAGACAACCAUUUUGUCCUGGCCCACCAUCCCACUCACAGUAACAUCGUCAUCGGAGCAGGCUUCUCAGGUGUGUACGUGCUGAACAUGUGUAUUGUCCUCUGAGCCUUUGUGGCCCAACAUAACAUGCCCCACAGCUCCACAUCAUACCCCAACAUGGCUGCAUCCAUAGUGUCACUCACAACAUACAGUAUAACAGUGGGUGUGUGUGGAUGAGCAAAGCCCAAAGAGUUUGGCUUUAAAAAGGUUUUUCACCACUGAGACCUGGCACACACUCAGGUCCAGAGUGGUGCUGAACAUCACAGAGCCCUCUGAACCUACCUCAGCUCUGUGUGCUGUAGCUAUGUCUUAGAGUGACAUCUUACACAGGGGAAAGUCAGACAACUUUUAAUUAGACAGUCUUUCAAGCCUGCUGUGAAAGGUGAAGAAUUGAGCUUUGAGUCCAGACCCGUUUUAUUCACUAAUUAACGUUUGUGGUGCUCUCAGGGGCCCUCUCUCUCUCUCUCUCUCUCUGUCUGCUCUCUCUCUGUCUGUGUGAGAGGGAGAGCGAGAGGCAGGGUGGUGGUCCUCUCCUCUCCCUGUCCCAAAGGGCAGACGGCUGGGGUCUCCUGGCUCCUGUUCCAUCUGCUCUGAUAGCCGCCUCCUACAGUAAUUAUAUGUGUAAUUAAUUUCCACUUGUAAUAGCUUUUAAAGGACCUGGCUGGCACACAGUGCAGUUGGCUGGUGAGAGAGAGCGCUACUGUAUAACAGGGAGGAUUAACUCCACGGGUUAGAGAAAGACAUUUGAGAAGCCACAUAAUCAAUACAGGGACAAGUAUGAAUUAAAUAAGUGUUUUGCUUCUGAACCCAUUGGUCCCUUGGUGGUGGAAUCUGGAAAAGUAACCAUAAUAGGAUGAGGCCCAUUGUGGUAUGUUCAAUCAGUGCACAUGGCUGCUACUCCCCCCCCCCCCCCCCCUUGAGGUAUCAAAGGCCAUAGGCACAAGUGCUUUAAAGAAAGUCCUGGGGGUUGCCAUGGUUACAAAGGCACCCAGUGGGUUUGGGCCUGCCAUCGAGGGCCCCUCGCCUCUUCCUACGAAAAACGCAUGUGGCGAACUGUCAGAGUGGCCUACAGUUUGUUCGCUAUAGCCCCGGACACAUAGCGCUGAGGCUUUUACGACUUCAAAGCCCGGGAGCUCUGAGACCUUUAUCAAGCAGAGAGAAAACUAAAGCAAGGCAUUCUUAAGCCCAAUUGACAUUGAGUUUUCCUUCCUCCCUCAGACCCAUAGCAACAAGAAGAAUACACCUCUCCUGAGUAGAGCGUCUGUUUCCUCAUCUCACCCCUAGGCUGACAGCUCACGGCACGCUCAUCGCUGAAAGGAGGGACAAAUCUCCUUAAUUUAUCUCUGGCUUGAGCCCACUUAAAUGAAUAGAUGCCCUGUGACGGUCAGAGCAAUGGCUCCUGUCCCCUUUUAUGUGCUCCGUCAUGCAGGGCUCAAACAGGACCUGCCUCACUCACUGUGAUUGGUUCUACCCCCAGGUCACGGGUUGAAGUUUGGCCCAAUCGUUGGCAAGCUGCUGUGUGAACUGAGCCAGGGAGAAGUGCCCUCCUAUGACCUCUCCCCCUUCAGAAUCAGACGCUUCCAAGCCCACUCCAAGUCAGCACUGUAG
Messenger RNA from Coregonus sp. 'balchen', 5134 nucleotides. NCBI's taxonomy places the organism in Eukaryota, Metazoa, Chordata, Actinopteri, Salmoniformes, Salmonidae. The record is from the annotation of a GenBank genome assembly.